This is a messenger RNA of Galendromus occidentalis (western predatory mite), 1790 nucleotides long. RefSeq names its product ALG6/ALG8 family glucosyltransferase xit (gene xit). The coding region runs from base 119 to 1624 and encodes 501 amino acids. Gene Ontology annotation, biological process: dolichol-linked oligosaccharide biosynthetic process; protein N-linked glycosylation. The record is from RefSeq and is a predicted model, not a curated record. Gene Ontology annotation, cellular component: endoplasmic reticulum membrane. The transcript is spliced from 7 exons. Lineage: Eukaryota; Metazoa; Arthropoda; Arachnida; Mesostigmata; Phytoseiidae. Gene Ontology annotation, molecular function: dolichyl pyrophosphate Glc1Man9GlcNAc2 alpha-1,3-glucosyltransferase activity.
UUUUCAAAAAGCCGUCUGCGUGGCCGACCGGCUGUCCAGCGCUCAUGUGGUGUUCCUUCCAGCAUCUUAGCAAAUCGAUACCGUCCCUAAGUUAAUUCAUCCUCGGUGAGAGGGCAAGAUGAGCAAGAAUCGGGACGUAUUCACAAUCAUAGGUCUCGCGACCUGUGUAAAAAUUCUCCUCGUGUGGACAUAUCGCUCGACGGAUUUCGAGGUCCACCGGAACUGGCUGGCGAUCACGCAUAGUUUACCUCUGAAGGAAUGGUACCGCGAGAGAACCUCAAGAUGGACUCUGGAUUACCCGCCUCUGUUCGCGUGGUUCGAGUGGUUCCUCUCCCAGAUAGCUGCCCGAGUCGAUCCGAAGAUGCUCAAUGUGGAAAAUUUGGAAUAUGCUUCAGAAGAAACGAUUCUCUUCCAACGCUUCAGCGUCAUGUGUUCUGACGCUGUCUUGUUCUACGCCGCCUAUGUAUGGCACGGGAUCUGCUUCGAGCAAACUCAGCGUUUGCCACGCCUCUUCAAACCUCUGGUCCUCGUGGGACUGAUCUUGAACCCAGGGCUCCUCAUUGUCGAUCAUAUCCACUUCCAAUAUAACGGAAUUCUUAUGGGAAUUAUGCUCCUUUCGAUGGCGAGGAUUUAUCAAGGACACGUGCUGUGGGGCACUCUUUGGUUCAGCAUUUUACUAAACAUGAAGCACAUCUACUUGUAUAUAGCACCCCCGUUCUUCAUAUACCUGCUCAGAACGUACGUGCUGUCCGAGAAAAACGUGAGGUUGCAGGCGAUACGCCUCUCCCAGCUGGGUCUCAUCGUCGCCGGCGUCUUCAGUAUUUCCUUCGGCCCUUUCAUAUAUCACGGUCAAAUUCGUCAAGUCCUGUCGCGUCUCUUCCCCGUCAGGAGGGGUCUCCUGCAUUCGUACUGGGCACCUAAUAUAUGGGCUCUGUACGGCUUCUGUGACGAGAUCUUGCGAUGGUUCGCGCGGAAGUUGGGUUUCGGAGUCCCAGCCCAGACAAUCACCAAGGGUCUCGUCCAAGAGGCGAAGUUCGCGGUUCUGCCUAAUGUGCCAAGCUGGCUGACUAUAGUCGCAGCCCUAGUGCUCAUGACGCCCUCAUUGUACAAACUGUUCCGAAAACCUUGUCGGGAGGCUUUCCUCCAUUCGGUGGUGUAUUGUGGAUGUGUCUCUUUCCUGGUCGGUUUCCAUGUUCACGAGAAAGCUAUCCUCAUCCCUCUGCUCGGUUUGCUCCCUCUGGCGGUUCGGCGGCCAGAGCUGUCGGGACUCUUCGUGGCGUUCUCGGCGACCGGUCAUUUCUCCCUUUUCCCCCUACUGCCCAAUGAGCAGGAACGAUUUUUGAAGACUGCGCUGGUCCUGCUCUACGCCUUCUACAUUCACAAGGCCCUGAGCGCUCUCCGCGGGAGGCCUGCCUUAGCCCGGCUGAGCAAAAUCUAUCUCCUCGGACUCGCUCCUCUAUUUCUCUACACAGAAAUAAUAAGCAAAGUCAUGCCGUCUCGAUACGAAUUCCUCCCGCUCAUGGGCACAUCGGUUUAUUGUGCCAUAGGGAUUCUCCAUUGCUUCAUCCCGUUCUCGUUUGCGCAAGAUUACACGAAGUUGUCAGAGAGAUUCAAGAGACAGUGAUCGAGCUCCGGAAUAAUGUAAUCAGAAGGCGUCUGCAAUCGAACGUUGCCUCUGGCAAUCUUGUAUCUCAUAUCUCAUAUGUAACGUAUAGUCUUAAUCAAAAUGCAAUAUAUGAUAUCUUGAAAGUUCCUAGACCGGAGAUGAAAAUAAAAUGUCAGGAGGCUGU